Anopheles marshallii is the source of this 963-nucleotide messenger RNA. It is a transcript of the gene Nup37, whose product is annotated as nucleoporin Nup37. The transcript is spliced from 2 exons. The coding region runs from base 1 to 963 and encodes 320 amino acids. Lineage: Eukaryota; Metazoa; Arthropoda; Insecta; Diptera; Culicidae. The record is from RefSeq and is a predicted model, not a curated record. Gene Ontology annotation, molecular function: protein binding. Gene Ontology annotation, cellular component: nuclear pore outer ring.
AUGGACACGAAAGGAUCUCCACCAACGCACACCGUUUCACUGCCGGAGCAAAUCAUCACUUUCGAACUAUCGUCCUACGAAUGGUCGCAAAAUCUGUUGUGCAUUGCGCUGAUGGACAAGCUGGUGCUUGGCAGUGUGCGCUUUCCGGAAGAAAACGAAAAUGAAUCCUUCGAAUGGAAACAGUUGAAAGAGAUCCACCACAAAAGUCGACCGCAUUCGGUAGCGUUUGCUCCAGAAACUUCACUCGCCGUGGUUCCGAAGAAGGUUGUGAUUGCUAGUGCUGGAUCGGAUUAUAAAAUACGUAUUUUCCACAGCGAUCUGGAUCAACACGAUACCGUGCAACUGUUGGAAGGCCAUCGGUCCUACGUAAAUCACGUAAGCUGGGAUCCGGACGGUGAAUUCUUGGCAUCUUGCAGCGAUGAUAAUAGUUGUGUACUGUGGAAGUGUAAGGAAGAGUAUUGCCAGGGUCCUAGUUUUUUCUUCGGUUCUGCCGUCCUGUCCGCCAAAUGGCAUCCGGAGGAAUCAGGACAUCUUUUAAUUGCGGAAAAAUGUGGCGUAGUACACCUGUACAAGGUGCAUCUGAAAACGUCGAUGCUGUCGGUAGAAACGGACACAAAUCCGCUCAGCUACGCUGAUUGGAAUUUAAGCAACUCGGCGUACGUCGUGGCAAUGGCCAGAGGUAAUGUUUUCUUCUGGGAUUUGAAAAAUUCCAGCUGGCCUAUCGAAAACAAACCGCUGCACGACGAGUGUGGUCAAAUAGUGAAAUUUUCUCCACACUCCGAACACGUAGUUGCUAGUAUUGGCAAACCAAACGCAACGCUGAAAGUAAUACACAUGAAAAACAAACUACCCCAAAUAGAAGCUAAACUGCUACUGUAUGGUGGUCUUUGCUGGCAUUAUCAAUUACCGUACGUUUUGGCCGCUUCCGAUCGAAAGCUAUGCUUCUGGAAGGUGUUAAUUUAA